Messenger RNA from Drosophila albomicans, 2193 nucleotides. RefSeq lists its product as uncharacterized. The transcript is spliced from 2 exons. NCBI's taxonomy places the organism in Eukaryota, Metazoa, Arthropoda, Insecta, Diptera, Drosophilidae. The record is from RefSeq and is a predicted model, not a curated record. The coding region runs from base 11 to 475 and encodes 154 amino acids.
CCAGCAAACAAUGUGCCACGUUGUCGAUUGCCUACUGAUGACCUUCUGCUUCAAGCAGCAUCAAACGGAUAUGCAAACCCUUGCUGAUCGUAUCGAACAGCAACAACAUCAACUGCAAGAACAGCAACAACAGCUACAACAACAAUCGGCUGUUAUUCACAGUGAGCUACUCAAGCCGCCAAAUAAUGUUUACGAUGAUGAUGAUCGAGUGAAGGAGCCGGAAAUGGAAAUGCGAAUGGAGAAUGAUGUUGUUGCCAAUGCAGAGCGUGGUUCGCAUUCGCCAGCACAUCUCGAAGAGCUGAGCAUCGAUGCGGAUGUGCAUGAAGGCAAGCGGACGAGAGCCGAUGACUUGCCACAAGCAGUCACAAGCAGCAGCAGCAACCAUGAACGAUUUUCGGGCGUGGCCUUUAAAGAUGAAAUUGAAAUCUUUACAGAUGUUGAGUUGGGCAACGGAGCGCGUUACUCAGUGCACUAAAAGCAAAUGGAGAAUCGAGAAUGGAGAGAAACUGGAGAUGUGGCAAUGUGACGCUGCUUGAGUGAGAGAUGAGUUUCAGUUACACAGGUGAUGGAUAAACUCAUCAAAAUCACGGCUAACGGUUACGGUUACGGGUAACUCAAUCGGGCACACGCGCAGUUCAAAGUUCAAAGCUGACUUUGAUAUGGGCUAGCAUUUCACACACAGACACAGACAGAGACACAGAUUUUCUAUUCGUCAUCAAUCUGAAACUGUUCUCCACACACAUCCAUCCGAACUCUAAACCAGGCAUUCAGUCAGUCAGUCAUUCAGUCAGCCAUUUGGCCAACUGUCAGCAUUUAACCAUGUUACUUUCUCACUCUCUCUCUGUCGUCGUUCGCUGUCAUCGCAUUUGCAUUUGCAAAUUGGUAACACAAUACGUUGACACCAGCACACAACUCCUCCCCCUUCUCCUCCUCUUCGCUCCGUUCAAUCAAUCCCUCGCCUGUCGCACUCGAUAAUCACAUAGCAACAUCAACAGCAGCAACAGCAGCAACAACAGCAGCAGCUUCUGACAGCACAACAGUAUUAAGCAUAAUUAUAAUGUUAACGAUAAAAUAUAUUGUAUGUAUAUAGUAUUUAUAAUGAUCAAAAUUAUUAUAAUGAGCAGCAUAAUUAUGGAGUUAUCGAGUUCGAUUAACAUAAGCGCAUCAUUUGGCAUCAAAUUAUAAAAUUAAUUGUUUACCAAGCACUCAACAACAGCUGUUGCCAUGGGCGACGGUGUUUGCAUUCGAUAUUCAAUUCGUUUGAAUUUCAAAUUCAUUUCGAAUGAAUUCAAUUGCCGUCGACGUCGUCUGGCACUUUAAGCUCAAUCAACAACAGUUUUCUGUGGCGUCCUCGAAACCAAAACAAAGCCUCAAACAGAUUAUUGUUUACAGUGUGUGCGUCUAUAUAAAAUAUGGCAAUACAAUCGCCUUGCCACAGUCAACAAUUGCAGUUGCCCCAAAGGGGGACGUUUUUUUUUUCUUUGAGGAAAUUAAUUCUAAUCUUUGCCUCAUGUGCUCUGAGUGCUGUUGUGGCUGCUGUUGUGCAGAGCCUUUGCAGCAACUGCCUUGCCAGGACAUUCAGCUGAUGGAAUUGCAUGCUGAGAAAAAGAUCACAAUCACUCAGCAGCCAAUGCGUAGCAAUAGCCCUUAUUCUGAACUCAGUCUCGCUGUGCGUCCCUACAGCUGGCCCUGUGAGAACGAUGAGAACUACAAUGUGGAUGAUUAUGAGACGCGUACGCCAAAUAUGUGGCGUGCCUGGUGGCUCAAGAGUGCCAGCGAGUAGAUGACACUAAGCAAAAAGCGAAAGAACAACAGUUUGAAAGUGCAGCAACUACUAAAUUUAGUUAUUUUCCACUUGAAGUGGAAACGAAUAUUACAUUAUUAAGCAGAGGCAGCUGCUAAUGAAAAGCAAAAAGCCAAUGCAUAACGAACUAUGUUAGAAAAAAAGUAGAAAAGCUACAAUCGAGUGUGCUCGACUGUGAGAAACCCACUACCUAUUGUGAAUAAAAGCAAAACAGUGUGGUAUUCAUUUUAAAAUAUACCAAAUUAAUACUACAUUCGGAAUAUACCAUAGAGUGCAAAAUAUACCAAAUUAUAUACCAGAUUUUACUACAUAAAAAGUAUUUCUUAAAUAUAUUUUACAAUUUUGAUCCGAUCGCAACAAAAAUUUCAGGAAUCAUGAAUAAUUCUGUU